This is a messenger RNA of Pundamilia nyererei, 468 nucleotides long. RefSeq names its product tumor susceptibility gene 101 protein. Gene Ontology annotation, biological process: protein modification process; protein transport; endosome to lysosome transport. Gene Ontology annotation, cellular component: ESCRT I complex. Gene Ontology annotation, molecular function: ubiquitin binding. The record is from RefSeq and is a predicted model, not a curated record. The transcript is spliced from 5 exons. Bases 1 to 468 code for a protein of 155 amino acids. Lineage: Eukaryota; Metazoa; Chordata; Actinopteri; Cichliformes; Cichlidae.
AUGCCAUACAGCGAAGAUACGAUUAAGAAAAUGCUUCCUAAGAUAUAUCUUCGGAAGUGUGUGGCUCAUGAAAUAAACGUGGCAUUAACUUACUUCAGAAACCUUGUGCCCGUAAUGGAUAAAUAUGUUUACAAUGAUGGAACUACAAAGAACUUGAUGAGCUUAACCGGAACCAUUCCUGCCACGAUUAAUAAUAUAACAUAUAACAUUCCUAUUUGCCUGUGGAUUGAGGAAACCUACCCCCAAACUGCUCCCAUCUGCUAUAUCAGACCCACACAACAGAUGAUGAUCCUCAGCGGAAAGUAUAUCUCCAGCAAUGGUGAAGUCAUGCUGCCUUACCUGCGAGAGUGGAAGAAUGGGGAGUGUGACCUAAUGAGCCUUGUUCAGGUGAUGGUUGCCGUGUUUGGAGAAUUUCCUCCUGUGUGUAUGAAGCCUUCUGCAGAGCCUGAGCAAGCCUCUUGUAAGUAG